CUGAUUUCGGCAGUUCGUCUUGGAAUGUUAGCAUACGUUGAUGUGCAGUUAUUCGUUCUCCAAAAACUUGUUGACAUUUUAAACAGUAGUCUGCAAAGAUGAGUUUUCCAUCGUGCAUCAAAAUGCCGGUUUCUCGGAGUGACAGUGUGUCUGAUAAUGAUAGUAAUGGGACAAAUGAUCCUGAAAAUCAUUCAACAACAUACAAUGAUUUGAUAUUAAUUGCAAACGAAGUUUUUGGUCAUGGAAAAUGGAGUCACGCAGUGACAAGUCAAACAGUAGAUUUUGUUGAAUAUGUUAUGGGAAAAUAUCACAUAGGAUGUGCUGCAUUUGUCAAAGUACAGUUGCCCGAUGGCACUUACCACGAAGAAAUGGGAUAUAGCAAUGCAGAAUCUUCUAUAAAAGGUUCAGCAGUGUAUUCAGCACGACGUUCUUCAAUCACCAAUGCUUUUAGAAAAGCAUUACUUUGUUUUGGUGGAAUCAUUGAGGAGAAAAUUGAGGGAAUACAACCGAGUUCACAUAAAAGAAAAAUUAUCAAACUAUAUAAUACAGACAAUCAAAGUGACAAAUUAAAAAGUGAUUUAGUCAAAGCCUCUAAACCAACAGUAUUAUCCUCAACUAAUGUCAAUAAUCCAAUAGUCGUUAAAAAAGAAACUAGUCCCGUCAUAGACGAUAAAAAUCAAGCCAAAGUUGUAGAAACAGUUUUACCAGAAUCAACUAUAAAAAGAGAAGUAGAAACUAAGCCAGUAAUCAAUUCCAAAUCUACAUCUUCAGUUGCCUCGUUACAAUAUACAAGAUCAUCUACAAAACCAAAUAAUGUCGAUAAUGGGUCAACUCGACAAAUGACUGAAGAAGAAUUGCGGCUUGAACGAAAACGUAAACAAAGAGAAAAACAAGAAGAAUAUCGAAGAUUAAUGAAAGAGAAAGAAGCCAAGAGUGAAGAUAAAAGUCAAGUAGUCAGUGAGAUAUUUUUCCAGAGUGAACCGUGGAAGAUGUAAAUUUUUCACUACCUGGACGGGAUCACCUUCUUUCCAUUGAAACACUAAGUCAUCAGUCGUCCAACCAUCUAUAUUUCAAUAGUCGAUAAUAUAUUUCAUGAGAACUUUUUCAUUGAUUUUUUCACAACUUUCUACCUUUUCAUUUAAAUACUCACAGCUGGCCAUUCGUAAUGAGCAAGUUUGCCGGUCGAGAGGAUAAAGUUUUAAAUUCAUUGGACAUGAUAAUGUAAGAGAUAUUCUAUUAACAAAAAGAAAAUAUUUUA
Chelonus insularis is the source of this 1258-nucleotide messenger RNA. Its product is annotated as DNA repair protein RAD52 homolog. Bases 99 to 995 code for a protein of 298 amino acids. NCBI's taxonomy places the organism in Eukaryota, Metazoa, Arthropoda, Insecta, Hymenoptera, Braconidae. Gene Ontology annotation, biological process: mitotic recombination; double-strand break repair via single-strand annealing; double-strand break repair via homologous recombination. The record is from RefSeq and is a predicted model, not a curated record. The transcript is spliced from 6 exons. Gene Ontology annotation, cellular component: nucleus.